Molecule: messenger RNA, 1856 nt
Organism: Wyeomyia smithii (pitcher-plant mosquito)
Lineage: Eukaryota; Metazoa; Arthropoda; Insecta; Diptera; Culicidae
Exons: 5
Coding region: 478-1674 (398 amino acids)
Biological process (GO): phospholipid metabolic process; arachidonate secretion
Source: RefSeq, a predicted model, not a curated record
AAAUCGGGCUUCUGUUGCACACACGCCGAUUGUUGUUUUGUUUCGAGCUAACAAAAACACACGCGGAAGUGGUAGCCUUGUGUCUAAGUCGCGUGGCUCGUUGAUGUCCUUGAAAGUUUGUUUUUUUUUCGGACUUUCUUUGUCUAAACCGCGGUUCGCGGUUCGAGAUCAAUUGCCAAAGAUGAGACUUGUCAAGUCAAAAACCCAUCGUACCAUGUGUCAGGGACAGUACAACGUGGAAAGGUGUUGACUAGUGAGCACAAGAAAAAUCUAAACUAUCGGCGCCAAUCGCCUCUGGUCAGUGAUCGCGAUCGGAAGCCUACAGCUUCCGUGAAAAAUUGCGCGCGCUUGUUAAAGGCCAAGCAAAAAGGCAAUUUUAAUUGCCUUCGACUCUCAGAAUUCAGUGCCCAGCAUGAAAGUUUUUAAACUUCUCGGCUGCGAACAGUGGGAUUUAGUUGAGCUUGUAGUGUUGCCAGAAUGGGCUCGACCCUAGUGCCGGAGUGUUUGUUUGUUACGGUUGUCCUCGUAGGAAGUUGUUUUUUGUUUUUGUCCGUGCUUGCCGCCGAUGUACCGAGAAGGAGAAGUGAAGUUACUAGUGCUGCGAACAAUGAAACGAAACCAACUACGGUGGAUAGCUCGAAUGGCAGCGUUCCGACCGCUACAGAGGAGGUGUCGGAUGAAGCCGAUAACAUCGGUCUCAGUACGGUGAUUGUGGAGUUGAAGCAUUAUGGAACGAGAAAUUUUACCUUUUUGGAGCCGGAUCAUAUCCCGAUUACCAAUUUUCUGGAUUUGGAUGAGAAUGUUGACUUGGAGCUGCUGUUUACCGAACAUGUUCAGGCCAACAUGAGCCAGGAUAACAAUCCGGCGGACAAUAUUGUACUUCAGAUUGAGGACUAUGACGACGAAGGCAACACCAAGAGCUACUUUCUGCAUUCAUCGCCAUAUUCUGAAGAUCCCGCCGUCAAUGAAACCGUGCCAACCUCAACAAUUUCAUCGCGGCUUUCAGGCUUCUUUCGGGACGUUCUCCAACGGUUAGGCGUUUACAAGUACAUCGUGAACUAUCGAAACCGACAGAAGGAUGGAGCUGGACUGGUUUCGAAACUUCCCCACCGCUUUCAUCCGAAAGGACUGCGUCACUUGGUGUCAUCAGUCGAGGGGGAUCAGGUGACGACUUCGGCAAGUGCGACCACAGCUGGAGGAAAGCAGAGACCACCAGGGCCGACAAAGUCCUCGAUCGGAAGUCUGUUUGAUCAGUUCAAACAACGCAUCAAAGCCAUCUAUCCGGGCACGGUCUGGUGCGGGGAUGGCAAUCAGGCCAAGAGCGAAAAUGACAUAGGGUUUUUCUACCAAACCGAUGUGUGCUGCCGGGCGCACGACCUUUGCCCAAUGUCGAUUGCCGCCGGGGAGCAGUUUAAUCGACUGCGUAAUAAUGGGUACUUUACCAGAUCCCAUUGUGACUGUGAUAAGCAGUUCUACAACUGCCUGAAGAACGCCAAUUCGCUGGUCGCGAAUCAGAUCGGCUACACGUACUUCAAUCUGCUGAAGCCUCAGUGCUUCCGGCACGAGCAUCCCAAGGUUGUCUGCUCUAAGAAAUCAAAAGGAAAAUGUCUAACCUACGUGGUGGACGAAACAAAGGACAAACUGUGGCAGUGGUUCGACAAUCUGAUCUACUAGCAGCAGUGGCCUGUGGCAGCGGAACACUAUCCGAAAAAAAAGCGAACGUGACGACUUACGACAAAACACACCAAAUCAUGCAUUAUACUGUUUUCCAAUUUAUUUAUUUUUGUAACUUUAAUUUAGCUCUAAGCCAACAGCUGAACGUGUUUGCGAAACAAAAUAGAUAGUGGAAUACCUUA